Fragaria vesca subsp. vesca is the source of this 1472-nucleotide messenger RNA. Its product is annotated as GTPase obg-like. The record is from RefSeq and is a predicted model, not a curated record. The transcript is spliced from 11 exons. Gene Ontology annotation, cellular component: mitochondrion. Bases 1 to 1371 code for a protein of 456 amino acids. NCBI's taxonomy places the organism in Eukaryota, Viridiplantae, Streptophyta, Magnoliopsida, Rosales, Rosaceae. Gene Ontology annotation, molecular function: GTPase activity; GTP binding.
AUGGCGUCUCUCUUCUCCACACCAACUUCAACUUCCUAUCUCUUCCGUGAAAAAUCCUCAUUAUACGGCGCCGUUUUACCUCUCAGCUGCCGACUUAGCACCAGAGCCAAGGAGUCGUCAUCGUCGCCGGCUUUGAACCCUGACUCUCUAAUCAAGGAGCCUCACAAGUACUUCGACCAGGUCGUCAUCACUGUCCGCUCUGGCGACGGCGGCCACGGCGCCGUGCUCAGCAUGCCGAACCAGAGACCUGCUAAGGCGCCGCAGGGGAAGGUGGAGAAGGAGAAGGCCAGGAGGAGGGGGCUGUUGAAGAAGGACUUCGGUGGGUCCCUCAUUCUUCCCACUGGUGGCCAUGGAGGUGAUGUGGUGAUCUAUGCUGAUGAGGAAGAAGAUACAUUGUUGAAAUUUCAUAAUAAAGGGAGGUAUAAUGCGAAGCGCGGCGGCAAUGUGGCUGCCAUGGGAGUCUUGACCUCGCAACUGAGGGAUGGAGUUGCUGCCCCGACUCUGCGCAUUGCUGUGCCUGUAGGUACUGUUGUGAAGCGGAAGCGAGGGACGCUGUUGCGUGAUCUGGCACAGCCAGGUGAUGAGAUCCUUGUAGCAAGGGGAGGACAAGGAGGGAUGAGCUUGGUAGAAAUGCCGGAGCGUAGCAAGAAAAAGUUGAUGGCUUUGACCACUAAUGUGAUGAGAGAUGAUAGCGAUAAGGUUUUAUCACUUGGUCAACCUGGAGAGGAGGUUACUUUGGAGUUGAUUCUACGAGUUGUUGCUGAUGUUGGUUUGGUUGGCCUCCCAAAUGCUGGAAAGUCAACCCUUUUGGCAGCCACUACCUUUGCAAAACCGGAUAUUGCUGAUUAUCCUUUCACAACCUUGAUGCCAAACCUAGGACGUCUUAAUGGUGACCCAAGUUUAGGGGCACAGAUGUAUACUUCUGAAGCAACAUUAGCAGAUUUACCUGGUCUUAUUGAAGGUGCUCAUCUUGGGAAGGGUCUUGGUCGCAACUUCUUGAGGCAUCUGAGGAGGACUCGGCUAUUGGUACAUGUUGUUGAUGCAGCAGCUGAGGAUCCUGUUAAUGACUACAGAACCGUCAAAGAAGAAUUGCGAAUGUACAACCCUGAUUACCUAGAACGACCGUACAUAGUGGUAUUAAACAAAAUUGACAUUCCCAAGGCAAGUGAGAGGCUUCCGUCUCUGACUGAAGAAAUAAUGAGACUCGGUAAUGUACCUUCUUCAGGAGUUCGUAGUAGAGACAGAAAGGAAAAAGGGAUUGAAGACUAUCCACGACCCAUUGCCAUUGUUGGAGUCAGUGUAUUGAAAGGCAUCAAUAUCAGUGAAAUGCUGAAGGAGAUAAGGGCUGCUCUGAGAAUGUGCCGCGACUGAACUGUAGAUUGAGUGUGAAACUGCGGGAUUUAUGUAGAACAGAAACAACGCCCUUUAUUGCAUGAGGGUCUUCUCAGUGAGUAGGUUAGACAAUUUUGUGU